AUGUUCGUGCUGGUGGAGAUGGUGGACACGGUGCGGAUCUCUCCCUGGGACUUCCACAAACGGCUCAACGAUGCGAUCGCGCAGGAGCUGAACAAGAAACUAGCCAACAAGGUUGUCUACAACGUUGGCCUGUGUAUUUGCCUGUACGACGUCACUAAGUUGGAUGAUUCUUUUAUAUUUCCAGGAGAUGGAGCGUCACAUACUAAGGUUAAUUUUCGGUAUGUUGUCUUCCAUCCCUUCCUUGACGAGGUCCUUGUUGGCAAGAUAAAGUACUGUAGUCACGAAGGAGUUCAUGUAACCAUGGGCUUCUUUGAUGACAUCCUUAUUCCUCCUGAGUCUCUUCAGCAGCCUGCCAAAUUUGAUGAAGCAGAGCAGGUGUGGCUUUGGGAGUAUGAGACCGAUGAAGGGGCACAUGACCUCUACAUGGACCAGGGAGAAGAAAUCCGCUUCAGAGUGACGGAUGAGGUUUUUGUAGACACGUCUCCAACAGGACCAGCCACUGCUACUGAAGACACUGCUGCCCAACCCGGACAGUCCACCGCUCCACCACCAGAGGCCGCUGUGGAGAAGAAGGAAGCGCCAUAUACUCUUAUUGGGACCAUAUCUGAACCUGGCUUGGGCGACUUAAAAACAGGCUAUCGCAUUCACCGAUCGCCCCCUUCCUCCUGUCCCGGCCAAUGCGUUUCCAGGCCAUAUGACAACCCGCUGAUUGUCCUCCUUCCAUCCUCUGCCUGCGGCUCCUUCUUCCAAAGUGAGCUCUUGACGCCUCAAGGCAACAGCCCUGACCUGGUUUUUGGAGUCCUGCUCUGGGGCAGACAAAGCAGCAGGCUGCAGGCCAGGACCACACUUGACAUGGCAGGCUCCACUUCCCCUUCUGAGAGCCCCCUCCGCUCCCCCAGUGCCUCUCUGACUCUGUCCUUUCCCUUCUUGAGAGAGAGGAGCCGAGUGUGGAAGGACGGUACAGAGGAACCACUGCCCAGGAAUCUGCCAAGCCCACUGCCAACUAAGCGAACCCGCACAUACUCUGCGACGGUCCGCGCUCACUCAGGUGCCGUGUUCAAAGGGGUUUGUAAAAACUUCUCCAGAUGUCAGGGUCACGGCUUCAUCCAGCCCUCACACGGUGGAGAAGACAUCUUUGUUCACAUCUCUGACGUGGAGGGAGAGUAUGUCCCUGUGGAAGGAGAUGAGGUCACAUAUAAAGUGUGCCGAGUCCCACCCAAAAACCUGAAGGUGCAGGCGGUGGAGGUCAAAAUCACACAUCUGAACCCAGGAAGCAAACACGAGACCUGGUCCGGACAGAUCAUCACUUCAUAG
This is a messenger RNA of Knipowitschia caucasica, 1314 nucleotides long. The record is from the annotation of a GenBank genome assembly. NCBI's taxonomy places the organism in Eukaryota, Metazoa, Chordata, Actinopteri, Gobiiformes, Gobiidae.